AUUCAGUUCAGCCCCACUUUGCUGUCGUGACACCACCUGACGGAUGAUGGCGGUGUAAGUAAUUUUAUUGUUUGCAAAACAAUAACAGAAGAAGCCAUCAUUGCUCACACCUCUGGGUAUCUUUGUUGAGACGGCUCCUCAAAGCUAAAUAAUGUCAUUAUCUCAUCCUGCUGUUUGAGUUCUUGCACCUGUCCAUAAAGAUGAAUCGUCCAAAACCUACAACACUGAGGCGCCCUAGUGCUGCAAAACCAUCAGGCCAUCCUCCACCAGGGGAUUUCAUCGCUCUGGGCUCAAAGAGCCAGACAGGAGAGCCCAAAGCACCUCCUGUCCUCCUAAAGCCAGCAUCAACAGGUUUACCUGCUGACCGUAAGAGAGAGACUUCCUCCACUCUACCUUCCUCAUCUGGUUUGUCUACCCUAACCAAGAGACCCAAAUUAGCCACUACACCUCCUGUCAGUGCUCUGGGACGCCUUGCAGAUGUUGCAGCAGUAGAUAAGAGGGCUAUAUCACCCUCAAUAAAGGAGCCUUCAGUGGUACCAAUUGAAGUGUCUCCAGCUGUCCUGCUGGAUGAGAUUGAAGCUGCAGAGUCAGAGGGAAAUGAUGAUCGUGUGGAGGGAUUGCUGUGUGGAGCAGUGAGACAACUGAAGAUGAACAGAGCCAAACCGGAUAUCACUCUGUACCUCAGCCUUAUGUUUCUGGCCAAAAUCAAGCCCAAUGUCUUUGCUACCCAGGGAAUUAUUGAGGCAUUGUGUAGCCUCCUGCGUCGGGACGCUUCCAUCAACUUUAAGGCAAAAGGCAACAGCCUGGUGUCAGUUCUGGCGUGCAAUUUGCUCAUGGCAGCCUAUGAGGAGGAUGAGAACUGGCCAGAGAUCUUUGUCAAAGUUUACAUUGAAGACUCGCUUGGAGAAAGGAUAUGGGUUGACAGCUCCCACUGUAAGACUUUUGUUGAUAACAUCCAGACGGCUUUUGCUACAAAGAUGCCACCCAAGAGUAUGCUGCUGCAGGCCGACAGUGGUCGCACUGCUGGGGAUCUCAGUGCAGGUAACAGCCCUCAUCCAUCAACACCAGAUGAAGAUGACAGUCAGACUGAACUACUGAUAGCAGAAGAGAAACUUAGUCCCGAGGAUGAAGGCCAAAUUAGCCCAAGGUAUGAGGAACUGGCAGAGAGUGUGGAGGACUAUGUGCUUGACGUCUUAAGGGAUCAGCUGAACCGCAGGCAACCAAUGGACAAUGUCUCCCGAAAUCUGUUGCGUCUGCUCACAGCAACAUGUGGCUACAAAGAGGCACGUCUUCUGGCUGUGCAGAGGUUGGAGAUGUGGCUCCAGAACCCAAAGCUGACUCGACCCGCUCAGGAUCUCCUCAUGUCAUUGUGCAUGAACUGCAGCACACACGGAGCAGACGACAUGGAGGUGAUCUCUAGCCUCAUCAAGAUCAGGCUGAAGCCUAAAGUCCUUCUGAACCACUACAUGCUGUGUGUCAGAGAGCUGCUAAAUGCACAUAGAGACAAUUUGGGCACGAUGGUGAAGCUGGUGAUUUUCAACGAGCUUUCUAAUGCCAGGAAUCCCAACAAUAUGCAGGUUCUGCACACAGUGCUGCAGCACAGCCCAGAGCAAGCACCAAAGUUCUUGGCGAUGGUGUUCCAGGACUUGCUAACCAAUAAGGACGAUUACUUGCGAGCCUCUAGAGCUUUGCUCAGAGAGAUCAUCAAACAGACAAAGCAUGAGAUCAAUUUCCAGUCGUUUUGCUUCGGUUUGAUGCAGGAGAGAAAAGAGGCGACCUAUGUAGACAUGGAGUUCAAAGAGCGCUUUGUGAUCCAGGUGACGGAUUUACUCACAGUCUCCAUGAUGUUGGGCAUCACUGCUCAAGUUAAGGAAGCUGGCAUUGCAUGGGACAAAGGGGAGAAAAAAAAUCUAGAAGUUCUGAGGUCUUUCCAGAAUCAGAUUGCUUCCAUCCAGAGAGACGCCGUGUGGUGGCUUCACACUGUGGUCCCUACAAUCAGCAAAGUGGGUGCCAAAGACUAUGUUCACUGCCUUCACAAAGUGCUUUUCACCGAGCAGCCUGAGACCUAUUACAAGUGGGACAACUGGCCUCCAGAAAGUGACAGAAAUUUCUUCCUUCGCCUUUGCUCUGAGGUGCCGCUGCUCGAGGACACUCUGAUGCGCAUCCUGGUCAUCGGGCUGUCCCGUGAUUUGCCCCUGGGGCCAGCCGACGCCAUGGAGCUCGCAGAUCACCUGGUCAAGAGAGCGGCUGCAGUUCAAUCUGAUGAUCUAGAAGUCCUGAGAGUGGAGAGAAUCCAGCUAAUUGAUGCUGUGCUGAAUCUGUGCACAUACCACCACCCAGAGAACAUUCAGCUGCCAGCAGGGUACCAACCGCCUAAUUUGGCAAUAUCGACGCUCUAUUGGAAGGCAUGGCUCCUGUUACUUGUGGUGGCUGCCUUUAAUCCUCAAAAAAUAGGCUCGGCUGCCUGGGAUGGUUAUCCUACACUAAAAAUGCUUAUGGAGAUGGUAAUGACAAAUAACUACACGUACCCGCCAUGUACCAUCGCUGACGAGGACACAAAGACAGAAAUGAUCAACAGGGAGUUGCAAAUCUCCCAACGAGAGAAGCAGGAGAUUUUGGCCUUUGAGAGCCAUUUGGCAGCUGCCUCUACUAAACAGACCAUCACAGAGAGCAACAGCUUGCUGCUGUCUCAGCUUACCAGCCUGGACCCACAGGGUCCUCCGCGUCGGCCUCCUCCUCAGGUCCAGGAGCAGGUGAAAAGCCUCAACCAGUCUCUCCGUCUCGGUCAUCUCCUCUGUCGCAGCCGCAGCCCUGACUUCCUGCUCAACAUCAUCCAGAGACAGGCAUCCUCUCAGUCCAUGCCCUGGUUAGCCGACUUGGUCCAGUCCAGUGAGGGGUCCCUGGAUGUGCUUCCAGUACAGUGUCUGUGUGAAUUUCUCUUGCACGAUGCUGCAGAUGACGGCCUGCCAGUGGAGGAUGACGAAGAUGCAGAGAGCAAAGAGCAGAAAGCUAAAAAGAGACAACGACAACAAAAGCAGAGGCAGUUACUUGGGCGACUCCAGGAUCUUCUCUUGGGCUCUAAAGCUGACGAACAGACAACCUGUGAAGUUCUGGAUUACUUCCUGCGCCGUCUCAGCUCUUCCCAAGCUGCUUCUAGAGUCCUAGCCAUGAAGGGUUUAUCUUUGGUGCUGAGUGAAGGAGGCUUAAAAGAUGGAGAGGAGCGAGAGCAGCCCAUGGAGGAAGACUCUGCAGAUGCUGAGCUUCUCCCUGGUUACCAGUGGCUGCUGCAGGACCUCCCAAAGCUCCCCUUAUUUGACAGCGUCCGGGGCAUGACUUCAACCGCCUUGCAGCAGGCCAUUCACAUGGAAACAGAUCCACAGACCAUCAGUGCAUACCUCAUCUACCUUUCCCAGCAUGCUCCCAUUGAGGAGCAGGCAGCUCAUAACGACCUUGCACUGGACAUUGCCCGUCUGAUCGUGGAGCGAUCCACCAUCAUGAACAAUUUGUUUUCCAAACACUCUAGCAGACCUGAAUCUAAUGCAGUGCUAUCUGCUUUCCUCACUAUUUUUUCUACCUACAUCAAAAGGAUGAGGAAGACUAAGGAGGGCGAGGAUCUGUACAGCUGGUCAGAGUCUCAGGACCAAGUGUUCCUCCGCUGGACCACAGGGGAGACGGCUACGAUGCACAUUCUUGUGGUCCAUGCAAUGGUCAUCUUGCUGACACUGGGACCACCCAAAGGAGAGAGUGAUUUUUUUGCUCUCUUGAGCAUCUGGUUUCCUGAAAAGAAACCUCUGCCUACUGCUUUCCUGGUUGACACCUCAGAGGAGGCUCUACUGCUGCCGGACUGGUUGAAGCUGAGGAUGAUCCGUUCAGAGGUCUCUCGAUUAGUAGAUGCAGCUUUACAGGACUUGGAGCCUCAGCAGCUGCUGCUGUUUGUUCAGUCUUUUGGCAUUCCCGUCUCAAGCAUGAGUAAACUCCUGCAGUACCUGGAUCAGGCUGUCUCUCAUGAUCCAGAAAGUCUGGAGCAAAACAUCAUGGACAAACAUUACAUGGCUCAUUUGGUUGAGGUGCAGCAUGAGCGAGGUGCCACUGGGGGGCACACUUUCCAUUCUCUGCUUAGCUCUUCCCUUCCUUCACAAAGAGAUUCAUUGGAAACUAGUAAGGCAAAGGUUACCUUGGAAACACCUCACAGCUCUGUAAAAAUGAGAGCAACCACUCAACUUCCAUCAGUCGGGCCUGAGGAUGAUCUCACUGGCAUGUUGCUUCAGAUUUUCCCCAUAAAGGUGGACCCUCAUUGGCAUGGGCCUCCUCCCAGUCAGCUCUCUCUCGCCCUGCAGCAGGCCUUGGCUAAGGAACUGAUGCGGGCCAGGCAAGGGCAGAUUCAGCAGGGGGGCAUGGCCUUUCGUCUCCUGCAGGCUAUCGCAACCCUGCUCACUUCCACCCAUGCAGGGCUUAUUGUCAUAUCAAUGCACCGCAGCCAUGUUCUCUCUUGUCCUCUAAUGCGCCAGCUUCAUCUGUAUCAGCGUCUUGUAUCCCAGGACCUUGCUUUCUCCUCGCUAUUCCUAAAAGUCGUCGAUGAGAUGUCAAUGUGGUUAGACAACCCAACUGUGGAGGCCGGACCUCUGAAGUCCCUUCUCAAGUCCUUCGCCGGUCAGAGCACUCACAUACAACGACACAGUGACGUGCGUACAGCUUUCAUACAUCUGGCCGAGGCUUUGGCGUUUCGCAGAGACCCUGAGGUGCCACUAAGAGCUGUCAUGACAAUGCUGAAGGCUGGAGAAAGAUGCAAUGCUGAAGCUGAGCUCAUUGGCAAAGUGUUACAAGGAUUGAUGGAGUUUAAGUCGCCAUAUUUGGAGGAGCUACUGUCUCUGCUGAUGACCGUCGGUACUCAGAAUGGGGCUGCUGGGCCUGUUGCCAUGGUGAUAUCCCUGCUCCUUCAGGAAAGUGAGGAGCGAACAGUGAAAAAGGAAUCGGAUACAAAGAGCGAUUCUGAGGUAACAAAGUCAGGACUAAACUCCGGGCUGCUGGUUGAUUGGCUGGAGCAUCUUGACCCUGAAGUUACCUCGGUGUGCCCGGACAUGCAGCAGAAACUGCUUUUUGCCCUCAACAAGGCACGGGGCACCCCGGCCUACAGACCUUAUCUUUUGGCCUUGCUUACUCACCAGUCCAACUGGUCUACCUUGCUGCCGUGCAUCAGUGCUCUGCUCAGCAAGCACAGAGACUACAAACUGGAUCCAUCAUCAGCCCUCGACUUCCUCUGGGCAUGUAGUCACAUUCCACGCAUCUGGCAAGGACGUGACCAGAAGAUCCCUCAGAAGAAAACCGAGAAGUUUGUACUGCGACUGAGCUCUGAGGAGCUCAUCAGCCUAGUGGACCUGAUCUUGUCAGAGUCAAAGCUCAGUAGUGUCAACUCACCCAGUGAUGAUAAAAGUGUCCUGGACCAGGCCUCCUGUUCCCUUAUCCAAUCCAGACUCCCCCUCCUUCACUCCUACUGUGAUGGAUCCCUUGAAAACAUCAAGAAAGUAUCAGAAUACCUCAUUAACUGCACAAUGAAGUGGGAUGACAGUGCAAUGAGUAAGUGGUGCCAGAACCUGCUGCUGCAAAUCUAUCUACACUUCCCUGAGGUCAUCCAGCACGUAACCCUGCCUGGAGACACGUUCAGCAGUGGCGGGGCUGCAGACGGUAGCAGCUGCAAGCUGGAUGUACUGGUUCAUCGCCUUGUCACACUGCUCGCUGAUGUCGGAGACUCAAAGUCUGUUGAGGGUCGUGUCUCUGAUGCCAACCUAGCCUGUAGGAGACUGGCUGUGUCUCAUCCUGUUCUUUUACUCAGACACCUCCCCAUGAUUGCAGGACUCCUACAUGGUCGCAUUCACUUAAACAUGCAGGAGUUCCGGCAGCAAAACCACAUGACCUUCUUUAGCAAUGUGCUGGCCAUCCUGGAGCUCCUGCAACCACUUGUUUUCCACAGUGACCACCAGAGGGCGCUUCAAGACUGCCUUCUGUCCUUUAUGAAAGUUCUUCAGAACUUUCAGAGGAGUCGUUCUCCGCUGAUCUUCAUCAAUAAGUUUCUGCAGUUUACACAGAAGUACAUAACACAUGAUGCUGCAGCUGCCAUUCCUUAUUUACAAAAGCACUCUGACAUCUUACAGAGUCUGUGUGCAGAAAAUCCAGAUCUGGUCCAGCUAAAAUCUCUGCUAGCUGGACUCACUUUGCCAGUGAAAAGCUCCUCUGCAGAUGUCACAACAGAAGAUAGAGAUGAUGACUUAUCUACCGGCUCUCUGCCUCUGGUCAACAUAUCUGCUUCAUUUACACUGAGCGCUGCAGACAUGACAAUGUACUUGAAAAAGAUGUCAAAAGGAGAAGCAGUGGAGGAUGUGCUGGAAGUGUUGACAGAAGUGGAUGAGAAGUCAAGGAGGAGUCCAGAAAUCAUACAGUAUUUCACUAAUGACCUGCAGAGACUCAUGACCUCGUCUGAGGAUUUGAGUCGGAACAUGGCCUUCAGCCUGGCCCUGCGCUGCAUUCAGAAUAAUCCCAGCUUGGCGACGGACUUCCUGCCAACUUUCAUGUACUGUAUCGGGAGCGGUAACUUUGACGUGGUACAGACUGCUCUAAGGAAUCUUCCAGAAUACGUUCUUCUCUGUCAAGAGCAUGCAGAUAUUUUGCUCCACAAGGCUUUUUUGGUUGGCAUCUAUGGACAAAUUGACACCAGCUCAGUAAUCUCUGAAUCCAUGAAGGUGCUUCAUAUGGAAGCAACAACUUAACUGCAUCUUCCUGUCUGACUUAAAAUAAUGUCAUUCUUUCUCAGUAUUCCAGAGUCUCUUGCAGAUGAAAGAUUCUCCCCUAAAACAUUAAAGCAAGCAGAGUAAUAAUUCCUGGAUAAAUUAAUAACUUUUUGCAUAAUGCAUUAAAAACCCCUUUUAAAGAAGUGAAAAUCUUGAAAUUUAAGUGUCGAAUGUAACCACUAAACAUUCAUUUCAUGUUGCAUAUUUUAGGCAAUAUAUUGCAUUUGAUUUCUAAUGUAAUUAUAAUAAAUAGAAAGUAUAAUUUGGUUCAUUAGUUAGUUGCUUAAGACUUUCCAUUUAAUAAUCUGUGAAAAAGUACCUCAGAAUUACAUGUGAAAGGUAAAUAAAACAGGUUUUGUAAGCGUACAUUUACAGGGAUUCUUUUUGCAUUUGUGAAGUUUAUUAAAUUAAAAGCAGAAACAGUUUUAUGUUACUUCCACUCUUCAUCACACCAAACCUGUUAACUCUGUUUUAGCUUCAUAUUUUUUAAAAGGUGGAAAAUAAAAUAUUGCUUGUACUGCA
Girardinichthys multiradiatus is the source of this 7304-nucleotide messenger RNA. RefSeq names its product integrator complex subunit 1-like. Lineage: Eukaryota; Metazoa; Chordata; Actinopteri; Cyprinodontiformes; Goodeidae. Bases 201 to 6761 code for a protein of 2186 amino acids. The transcript is spliced from 48 exons. Gene Ontology annotation, biological process: U2 snRNA 3'-end processing. Gene Ontology annotation, cellular component: integrator complex. The record is from RefSeq and is a predicted model, not a curated record.